AUGUGCUUUGACAAUGAUGGUACGUGUCGACUUUGGGAUGUCGAGGCAGGUGUGCAGAAAAUGGAUAAACUGAAGUCACCGGGAAUGUCUGUGUGUUGGCAUCCUUUAGAUCCUGUGAAGCUAAUGGUUUCUGAGAAGAUUGCACGAAUUCGAUUUUAUGACCUCAUUGCCGAACAACCCAUUGUGUCAUUGGAUGCAGGUCGUGUGACAAUGAUGAGCGCCGAUUGGUGCCCAGUGAACAGCAUGUUGGUAGGAGCAACGGCAAAUGAAAAUUGGCAUGUGUGGGAUCUUUCUGCUUCAAGUCAACCAAUUCAGAGUGGAUUAGCUCACCAAACGAUGGGCUCUCAGUUUAGAUGGUGUCAACAGGGUGAGUUAUUGUUUUCAACGACAUCUACAUUAGACAAGGAAUUCAAACUACAUCAUAGAGGACACCAAAAGGUGCCCAUAUCCAUGUCAUUGACUCAGUGUGGCUCGUCAAGUUGGCAGUGUACGUCUCCUGUGUGUGGGAUAGCUGAUGGUAGACAAAUUAGAUUAUUUUCUUCAGAACUCUAGGACAAUCACAAUGGUUGCAAAUGAUAGUUUGAAUGUAUUAUUAAUAGACUAUGUUAAUGAGGUAUAGUAUUAGCCUGAAGUUUGUGCAAACAGUUGCUGUGUAAAGUACGAUAUUUGAAAACUGGUGUG
Corticium candelabrum is the source of this 681-nucleotide messenger RNA. RefSeq names its product nucleoporin Nup37-like. Gene Ontology annotation, cellular component: nuclear pore outer ring. The record is from RefSeq and is a predicted model, not a curated record. NCBI's taxonomy places the organism in Eukaryota, Metazoa, Porifera, Homoscleromorpha, Homosclerophorida, Plakinidae. Gene Ontology annotation, molecular function: protein binding.